Messenger RNA from Phyllostomus discolor (pale spear-nosed bat), 2676 nucleotides. RefSeq names its product spartin (gene SPART). The transcript is spliced from 9 exons. Lineage: Eukaryota; Metazoa; Chordata; Mammalia; Chiroptera; Phyllostomidae. Gene Ontology annotation, biological process: cell division; negative regulation of BMP signaling pathway. The record is from RefSeq and is a predicted model, not a curated record. The coding region runs from base 135 to 2156 and encodes 673 amino acids. Gene Ontology annotation, cellular component: plasma membrane.
GCCGGGAACUCGGCGCGGGUUUGGGGGCGCUGCGCAGCCGCGCCGCACUCGGGGAAGCCGGCCUCCGGGCCGCGGCGGCCCCGCGGGGAGCUUUGCGGGCGGCGCGGAAGCGCCUGAAGUCCGGCGGGCACAGAAUGGAGCAAGAGCCGAAAAAUGGAGAACCUGCCGAAAUUAAGAUCAUCAAGGAAGCCUACGAGAAGGCCUUUUUCUUCGUCAACAAAGGGCUGACGACGGACGAGUUAGGUCAGAAGGAAGAGGCCAAGAGCCACUAUAAGCAAGGAAUAGGCCACCUGCUCAGAGGGAUCAGCGUGUGCCCCACGGACCCCGGUGGCGCGGGGCCCGGGUGGGAAUCGGCGCGGCAGAUGCAGCAGAAAAUGAGGGAGACGCUGCAGAACGUGCGCACCAGGCUGGAGAUCCUGGAGAAGGGCCUUGCCACGCCCCUGCGGGGUGACCUGCAGGAGGUGCCCAAGUUGUGCCCGGAGUUCCCACCGAAAGACGCCUCCUCGUCCUCGGAGAAGCGCCGGGAGCCUCCGGCCUUCGGCUCCGCCCCUGCGCCUGCCACCGCAGUGAAUGGAAGCGCUUCUGGCGCCGGGGCGCCGCCCGCCGCUCCCCUGCGCGCACCCGCCCAGAGCCACCUGGCGGAGGCGCCGCCCGCGUACUCGCCCCAGGCGGCCGAGGGCCACUACACCGUGUCCUACGGGACGGCGUCGGGGGAGGUCUCCUCCGUGGGGGAGGACUUCUACAGGAAUCAUUCCCAGCCGCCGCCCCUCGAGACCUUAGGGCUGGACGCCGACGAGCUGAUUCUGAUCCCGAACGGGGUGCAGAUCUUCUUCGUGAACCCCGCGGGGGAGGUCAGUGCGCCCUCCUACCCUGGGUACCUCCGCAUCGUGCGGUUCCUGGAUAGUUCCCUGGACACCGUCCUGAACCGCCCUCCCGCGUUCCUUCAGGUCUGCGACUGGCUGUACCCUCUGGUUCCCGAUCGGUCGCCCGUCCUCAAGUGCACCGCCGGGGCCUACAUGUUCCCGGACACCAUGCUGCAGGCGGCCGGCUGCUUCGUGGGCGUCGUCCUGUCCUCCGAGCUGCCCGAGGAUGACCGGGAGCUCUUCGAGGACCUGCUGAGGCAGAUGUCCGACCUCCGGCUCCAGGUGAGCUGGGGCCGGGCGGAGGGAGAGGAUGGGCUCCAGACCCCCGGCCGCGCCUGGGGCCCCGCCGAGCCGCAGAAGGACGCCAGCGGCCCCGAGGGGAGACGCCGGGGCCCUUCGAGGGACCAGGGCGGCCAGGACUUUCGGCCCAAAGGGAAGCAGGGUAAAAAGGCCGGAGGUGCUUCCAGCGAGGAGGUCAGUCUGAGCCACAUGGUGCCCUGCCAGCCCGUCCCGGGAGAGGAGGCGAAGGAGCUGCCCGAGUGGAGCGAGAAGGUGGCCCAGAGCAUCCUGACGGGCGCUUCCUGGGUGAGCUGGGGCCUCGUCAAAGGGGCCGAGUUCACGGGCAAGGCCAUCCAGAAAGGUGCCUCCAAACUGCGGGAGCGGAUUCAGCCGGAAGAGAAGCCGGUGGAAGUGAGCCCCGCCGUGAGCCGGGGCCUGCACAUCGCCAAGCAGGCCACCGGGGGGGCGGCCAAAGUCAGCCAGUUCCUGGUGGACGGCGUGUGCACCGUCGCCUCCUGCGUGGGGAAGGAGCUGGCCCCGCACGUGAGGAAGCACGGGGCCAAGCUCGUCCCGGAGUCGCUGCGGAAGGACCGGGACGGCAAGUCCCCGCUGGACGGGGCCCUGGUCGUGGCCGCCAGCAGCGUCCAAGGGUUCUCCACGGUCUGGCAGGGGCUGGAGUGCGCGGCCAAGUGCAUCGUCAGCAGCGUGUCCGCGGAGACGGUGCAGACCGUCCGGCACAAGUACGGACACACCGCGGGGGAAGCCACGCACGACGCGGUGGACUCCGCCAUCAACGUGGGCGUGGCCGCCUACAACCUGGACAACCUGGGCAUCAAAGCGAUGGUGAAGAAGACGGCCAAGGAGACCGGGCAGACCCUCCUGGAGGAAUACCGGGUGGCCGACCCCUCCCAGGGGGGCGCCCCCAAGGGGGGCGCGCCGGCGAGCCGGAAAGUGGGGAAGGACGCACCCACGGAGGACGGGGAGGGGAGUGAGGCCCGGAAGAAGGGCCCGUGACACCCGUGGGUGGCGGCAGUGGCGGCAAGAGCGGGGCGCCCGGGGUGAGCCAGGUCCCAGUGCCUCCGUUUCCCGGCGGCUGUCCCGUGAGCGUCUGCAGGGAGAAGAGUCGGAAUUCUUUCAUGUGGCCUUUAGAAAUACGCUCUUGCAUUCUCAGUGAGUUUAUUUUUUCGCUACAUGUGGCUAAGGCUUUGCAGUUAAAACAAGGCUGAUAACAACACGUGCCCUCAUUAAACCUGGAACUAAACUAUUUUUGUAUUUGCUCUCUUUCAGAAAGCAAAGUAGGAGAUUAUUAUAUAUUUACAUACAAUUCAGCAUUCAGUAACCUCAGUUUUACUUGUACCAGGAAGGAAUGACUUAAGAUACCGUUUCCUCUUUUUGCACUAACUGUGAAGUUUGGGGCGCGCCUGUCAGGAUCACAGGACGUCACUGAAGUGAACAGUAUAUUCCUAAACUAAAAGAAUUCUCAAGUAUAAUGUUUAAAACAGUUUUUCAGAACAGGGAAUGGACUAACCGUGAA